Ornithodoros turicata is the source of this 936-nucleotide messenger RNA. RefSeq names its product spidroin-1-like. The record is from RefSeq and is a predicted model, not a curated record. The transcript has 2 exons. Lineage: Eukaryota; Metazoa; Arthropoda; Arachnida; Ixodida; Argasidae. The coding region runs from base 1 to 936 and encodes 311 amino acids.
AUGUGUAUGCCUUACGACUUCAUGGGCUUUCUGCCUGUCUUCGCCCUGAAGUGGGAAUGCCUGACAGCCUUUCUUCUGCUGUACUUCACGUGCUCACGCGCACUCGCAACAGCACCCCUGUCUGGAGGUCACGUUGCAGCAGCUACGGGCUUCAUCCCAGCCGUCGGUGGACCGGGCUACGGACACCACGGCUACGGCGUCCACAACGGCGCGCACGGCGUCAACGCCCUUCACACUGGGUACGGAAACGCCGGUUACGGCAAAGGCUUCGGAGGAUACGGUAACUACGGCACAAACAAGGCCCUGGGGGGCGUCGCCUAUGGACACGGGAACUACGGCGACGGCGCAGUAGCCUCGUACGGCAAUCAAGGACUGGGACAAGGAUCUGUCGGUAACGCAGCAGCUCAUGGCGUACAUGGACAAGCUGGUGUGCACGGAUAUAACAAUCAGGGCGCCAUAAGCAAGACAUUCGGCACCAAGGGAGCAGCCCGUGACCAUUUCAACGCGGGUCACAACAAGGUCUUCGCGAAAGAGAAAGUCUAUGCAGUCGAUCAGAGCUUCCAGAAUGGUAAUCGUGACGCCUUCAAUCACGGCUACGAGAACUUAGGUGGCUUCAACGGCCAAGGAGGUUUUGGAAAGCAGGAGCAUGUUAACCAGUUUGGGAAUCAGAAGUAUGGUGCCUUCAAAGGUUUCGGCCAGGGAAAUUUUGGGAAGUUUGGAAGGCAGGCUUUCGGCAAUGGAGCGCACGGCUUAAAUAACUACGGCCAUCAUGCAGGGUACGGGGCUCAGGGUCAGUUCGGCAAGGGUUUCGGAGGAUACGGUCACGGAGGGGUGGGGACGUACGGCACGCACGGUGGAGUGAACACAGGGUACGGCGGUGCGGGAUACGGUGGGCCCGCGAUCGGAGCGGUGCCUGUCGGGUAUUACCGUAAGUGA